GUGGACAGUUUCCUUGACUGUCUGCGGAGGCUGAGUAACGUGGACAGUCUGAGUCACUGCCAUGGGCGCGGCAGUCUCCUUCAUCGUCACUGUCUGUGGGGGCAGAGUGACAUGAACAGUCUGAGUAACGGCGACGGCGGCGCCCGUCUCCUUCAUGGUAACCGUGACGUGGACAGUCUCCUUGACAGUUUGAGGAGGCUGAGUAAUGUGGACGGUCUGGGUGACUGCGACUGGAGCGGCAGUCUCCUUCAUCGUGACUGUCACAGGCGGCAACGUGACGUGAACAGUCUCCUUGACAGUCUGAGGGGCUUGAGUGACGUGCACAGUCUGGGUGACUGCCACGGGCGCGGCAGUCUCCUUCAUCGUCACUGUCUGUGGGGGUAGAGUGACGUGAACAGUCUCCUUGACGGUUUGAGUGACAGGGACGGUAACCUGCACCUUUUCGACCUUCGUGACGGGAACGCUGACGGCAACUGUAUGCAUGACAGUCUCAACCUUGGUGACAGGAACCGUAACCUGUACCUUUUCGACCUUGGUGACAGGAACGCUGACGGCAACCGUGUGCAUGAUAGUCUCGACCUUGGUAACAGGGACUGUAACCUGCACCUUUUCGACUUUGGUGACCGGUACACUGACAUGUACUGUCUCGACUUUGGUGACGGGAACUGUGACCUGUACCUUCUCAACCUUGGUGACGGGAACGCUGACGUGCACAGUCUCGAUCUUGGUGACAGGCUUCUCCACAGCCUUGGUGAUGGUCAUGUGGACGGUUUCGAUCUUCGUAACAGGCUUCUCUACAGCCUUGGUGACAGUGACAUGUACUGUCUCAACCUUGGUAACGGGCUUCUCAACAGCCUUGGUAACAGUGACAUGUACUGUCUCGACCUUGGUGACAGGCUUCUCGACAGACUUGGUUAUAGUCAUGUGAACUGUUUCCACCUUUGUCUCAACCUUUGUCUCGACCUUUGUCUCGACCUUGGUUACCGGCACGCUGACGUGUACAGUCUCGACUUUGGUGACGGGCUUUUCGACAGGGACUGUGACGUGGACUGUCUGUGUCUCGGCAGAUCCCUUCUCUGUGAUGGUGUGAACCAUUGUCUCGGUAACGUGAACAGUCUCCUUGACAGU
Molecule: messenger RNA, 1128 nt
Organism: Microdochium trichocladiopsis
Lineage: Eukaryota; Fungi; Ascomycota; Sordariomycetes; Xylariales; Microdochiaceae
Exons: 1
Coding region: 482-928 (148 amino acids)
Source: RefSeq, a predicted model, not a curated record